Messenger RNA from Penicillium macrosclerotiorum, 747 nucleotides. RefSeq lists its product as uncharacterized. NCBI's taxonomy places the organism in Eukaryota, Fungi, Ascomycota, Eurotiomycetes, Eurotiales, Aspergillaceae. The transcript has 5 exons. Bases 1 to 747 code for a protein of 248 amino acids. Gene Ontology annotation, cellular component: cytoplasm; nucleus. The record is from RefSeq and is a predicted model, not a curated record.
AUGCAGUUCUUGUGUCUACAUGGGGCCAUUGGCAAUAUAGACAAUAUCAGUAUCCAGCUAGCCCCGCUCCAAAAAGAAUUGGAAAAAGAUAAUUCGGCUUCUUUCGUCUAUCUCAACGGGCCCGUGCAAAUCACCCCUCCACCAGGGUUCGAGGAAUAUUUCGGAAUCGGACCACAUUAUCGUUGGGCGGAUGAUGGAGGUGCCGCGGAGGACUCGAUGAUCAGUCGAGUACGAAAGAUUCCCGUUGGCCAGAAUCCGGAAGAUGUGAUGCGCGACUUAACCAGGGACCGUGACGUCGUAUGGAAGAACCACAAGGAAGUUAUGCAAUAUCUCUACGACACUCUCGAGCAGAACCCGGAGAUUGGCGGGAUCAUCGGCUACAGUGAGGGUGCAUCCAUAGCAGCCACCUUCAUUCUGGACGAGCAACAGCGACAAGAGAUUGGCUAUGAACGACGUAUCAAGUGCGCCAUUUUCUUCACCGGAUGGCCACCUAUAAGUGUUGAAAAGGGAUUAAUCCUGUCGGACGAGACCGAGGAGAUGGUGGAUGUGCCUAGCCUGCAUAUUGUGGGCGCCCAUGAUCCCUUCCGCCAUGGCGCAUAUGCUCUCUAUAAUGUCUGUGACCCCGACACGGCAACGUUUUUCGACACCGGCAAAGGCCACACCAUUCCGCGUUCUGGGCAAGUUAUUGAGGAGUUGGGAAAUGCGGUCCGAGACCUGAUCGCCAAAGGUCUGGGAUCCGCGGAAUAA